Elaeis guineensis (African oil palm) is the source of this 1028-nucleotide messenger RNA. The record is from RefSeq and is a predicted model, not a curated record. Lineage: Eukaryota; Viridiplantae; Streptophyta; Magnoliopsida; Arecales; Arecaceae.
UGGCCCUUGCGCCGCGGAUGGCUCUCUGUUUCUCUCCCACAAAGGGGAAUGGGAGAUCCCCCAGGGUCUCCAUGGCUUCCACCGUUCCCUCCUCCCCAAAGAUCCCAGGACAGAGAAUAACCCCUAUCUUGGUUUCAUUUAUACCUCAUUUCAAGAGCGGGCAACCUUCAUAUCUCAUGGGAACACUGCUAGGCUUGCCAAAGAGCAUGGGGACCUGAAACUGGCUCAGAUAUGUGGCACAAUUGCUGCUGAUGAGAAGCGCCAUGAGACUGCAUACACCAAGAUAGUGGAGAAGCUAUUUGAAAUAGAUCCAGAUGACACUGUGCUUGCAUUUGCUGACAUGAUGAAGAAGAAGAUCUCGAUGCCCGCCCAUUUGAUGUAUGAUGGGCAUGAUGAUAACCUGUUCGAACACUUCUCCGCCGUUGCUCAGCGGUUGGGUGUCUAUACUGCCAAGGACUAUGCGGAGAUACUCGACUUUCUGGUCCAAAGGUGGAAUGUGGAGAAGCUAACUGGCCUUUCUGGGGAGGGGAACCAAGCUCAAGACUUUGUCUGCUCUUUGGCUUCCAGGAUUCGGAGGCUAGAAGAAAGAGCUCAAGGGAGAGCCAAGCAAGCACCACACAUUCCCUUCAGUUGGAUUUAUGGUAGGGUGGUGCAGCUUUGAGCGCACUGAACAAAUCGGCUUUGAUGUUACACCAGUACUCACACCAAUAACUAGCUGGAAGUUUUUCUAAUUUGGCUGCUUCGAGUUGUUUGUCAUGGUAUUCUUCUGCAUCAGUUGAUUACUCGUAGGGGGUUGAGGUGUCUUAGCUGUGCGCCCAUGUGUUUUCUGUAUGAUUAUGUGAGCUGGGCUUGUUCUAGCCUGUAAAUAAUCUCUUUAGCUAGUGUCAUGGAUAUCAUCUGAAGCUGGCAAGGGCUGCUAUCAAGGUCUUAAAUCUUGCAGAACAAAGAUAUCCUGAUUUCUUCUUAGAAGGGGAUUAUUGUUGUCCGGUUCCGUCUUGAUAGUAAUCUUGAUAGAUAUCAUUGGUUUC